AUGGCUGGAGCCCUGGGUGGCCAGAGCAGCAGGUACCUGGCCAAGCUGUCAUCAGUGGGCAGCAUCUCUGAAGAGGAGACGUGCGAGAAGCUCAAAGGUCUGAUCCAGAGGCAGGUGCAGAUGUGCAAACGGAACCUCGAGGUGAUGGACUCAGUGCGCCGCGGCGCCCAGCUGGCCAUUGAGGAGUGUCAAUACCAGUUCCGGAAUCGGCGCUGGAACUGUUCCACACUGGACUCCCUGCCUGUCUUUGGGAAGGUGGUGACACAAGGGACCCGGGAGGCGGCUUUUGUCUACGCCAUCUCUUCAGCAGGUGUGGCCUUUGCUGUGACAAGGGCAUGCAGCAGUGGAGAACUGGAAAAGUGUGGCUGUGACCGGACAGUGCACGGGGUCAGCCCACAGGGCUUCCAGUGGUCAGGAUGCUCGGACAACAUCGCCUAUGGCGUAGCCUUCUCGCAGUCCUUUGUGGAUGUCCGGGAGAGAAGCAAGGGGGCCUCCUCCAGCCGGGCACUCAUGAACCUUCACAACAACGAGGCUGGCAGGAAGGCCAUCUUGUCACACAUGCGGGUGGAGUGCAAGUGCCACGGGGUGUCGGGUUCCUGCGAGGUAAAGACGUGCUGGCGAGCUGUACCGCCCUUCCGUCAGGUUGGCCACGCCCUAAAGGAGAAGUUUGACGGCGCCACGGAGGUGGAGCCAAGACGAGUAGGCUCCUCCCGGGCACUGGUACCACGAAAUGCACAGUUCAAGCCACAUACGGAUGAGGACCUGGUAUACCUGGAGCCCAGUCCAGACUUCUGUGAGCAGGACAUACGCAGUGGCGUGCUAGGCACGCGGGGCCGCACAUGCAACAAGACGUCUAAGGCCAUUGACGGCUGUGAGCUACUGUGCUGUGGCCGUGGCUUCCACACAGCACAGGUGGAGCUGGCUGAGCGCUGCGGCUGCAGGUUCCACUGGUGCUGCUUCGUCAAGUGCCGGCAGUGCCAGCGGCUUGUGGAGAUGCACACAUGCCGGUGACUGUGCCCGUCUGUGCCCAGGACCAGCUACCUGCGUGGCCCAGGGAUGGCCAAUAACUUAAACAGUCUCCCAUCACCUACCCCAAAAGAUACUGGUUGUAUUUUUUGUUUUGGUUUGGUUUUUGGGUCCUCAAGUUAUUUAUUGCCAAAAAAAAAAAUAGGCAGGCAACCCCAAGGGCACCAACCAGGGGCUCCCCAAGCCUGGGCCUUUGUGUGUGGCUGCCGCUGACCAAAGGGACUUUGUUUAUGCCUCUGGCUGUCCACAUUGACCACUGCUGACUACUCA
Molecule: messenger RNA, 1296 nt
Organism: Grammomys surdaster
Lineage: Eukaryota; Metazoa; Chordata; Mammalia; Rodentia; Muridae
Gene: Wnt4
Product: Wnt family member 4
Exons: 5
Coding region: 1-1011 (336 amino acids)
Biological process (GO): canonical Wnt signaling pathway; multicellular organism development; neuron differentiation
Cellular component (GO): extracellular region
Molecular function (GO): cytokine activity; frizzled binding
Source: RefSeq, a predicted model, not a curated record